Messenger RNA from Ilex paraguariensis (yerba mate), 950 nucleotides. NCBI's taxonomy places the organism in Eukaryota, Viridiplantae, Streptophyta, Magnoliopsida, Aquifoliales, Aquifoliaceae. The record is from the annotation of a GenBank genome assembly.
AGUAGAAUUGAUGAACAUUUGUUGGACUUAGGCUUUGUUAAAAGCCUUAGUGAAUCAACUUUAUAUGUCAAAGGUGAUCAAGCUAACUUAAUUGUGAUCUCCUUAUAUGUUGACGAUCUUCUAGUUACAAGUAACAAUGUUGAACUUAUUCAAAAGUUCAAAGAAGACAUGAUGCAAGUCUCUGAGAUGACUAACCUGAGAUAAAUGUCUUACUUUCUUGGAAUGGAGAUUGAACAAGAAGAGGAUAAAAUUUUCAUCUGUCAAAGGAAGUAUGCAAAGGAGAUACUAAAGAAAUUUAACAUGGAGAACUGUAAAAGCAUGAAUACUCCAAUGUGUCAAAAGGAGAAGCUGGGCAAGGAUGAUGGAGCUGAACAAGCAGAUGAAACUCUCUACAGAAGUUUAAUUGGCUGCUUAAUGUAUCUCACAGCAACAAGACCAGAUAUCUUGCAUGUUGUAAGUGUACUAUCAAGGUUUAUGAAUUGUGCAAGUGAAAGUCAUUUUAAAGCAGUAAAAAGGGUUCUAAGGUAUGUCAAGGGGACCUUAAGUUAUGGUAUCAAGUUCAGUACAUGUCAGAGUUUUAAGCUGCAGGGUUAUUCUGACAGUGAUUGGGCAGGAUCUUUAGAUGACAUGAAAAGUACAUCAGGCUAUUGUUUCAGCUUUGUAUCAGGUGUGUUCCGAAAAAACAAGAAAUUGUUGCACAAUCAACAGCUGAAGUAGAGUUUAUAGUAGCCACAGUUGCUGUUAAUUAGGUCUUACAGCUAAGAAAAGGUCUAAUUGAUUGACACUUGGAGCAAGGGAAGAGUAGAAAGGUGAUGGUGGACAACCAAACAACCAUAGUCAUCUCCAACAAUCCAAUUUUUCAUGAAAAAAUAAAGCAUUUCAGUAUAAAGUUGUUCUUUCUCAGAGAUGUACAAAAAGAUGGUGCAAUGUGUUUGAAGUAUUGCCAGACU